UCGAAUGGCCUUAGUUUCACACUUGCAAUCUGAAAGUGAGUUACAACAUACGCGCGCGUGUGUCUAUAAUUGCUGAUAUUGAGUUUUAUUCAGUGAAGUGAUCUGUGUGAAUGCCCUUGUUUUCACUCAAAACACAUAGCUGAGGAAGAAGCCACCUGAUCAACCUCUCAGCUUCUGCACACUUUAUUCAGGUGGUGAUGGACUGUCAACUUCUUUCUUCUAACUGGAGCAAGUGCUUAUGUAAAUCGUACCAGACUUGUCAUUUUCAAAUAUUUGGUGUCCAGAAAUAUUUACGUCAUCAGUCUUAUUGUUUGCGUUCAGGAUCUCUUCAUAAUGCUAUAAGAUGUUCAAUGAAGUCCUAUAGGCUAUCAGAGCUUACUCAGGCUGAGGUUCAUAACCUCAAGGCUCGUCCUCGUAUUGAUUUCUCUUCCAUUUUCAAUAUAGUUCACCCAAUUGUUGAGGAUGUCCGAGGUAGAGGCGAUGCUGCUGUUAAAGAUUUUACUGCACGAUUUGACAAAGUUGAACUAGACAAGAUAGUUGAAAAUGUCAGCGAACUUCCAGAUCCAGAGCUUGAUGCAGCUGUUAGAGAAGCAUUUGACGUAGCAUACAACAACAUCUAUGCAUUUCACGCUGCGCAAAGAUCAGCUGAGAGAACCAUUGAGAACAUGAAAGGUGUUAGAUGCAAACGAGUGGCACGGAGCAUUACCUCUGUAGGUCUUUACGUUCCUGGUGGAACUGCAGUUUUACCUUCAACGGCUCUGAUGCUCGCAGUCCCUGCGCAAAUUGCUGGGUGUAAAACUGUUGUUGUUGCAACUCCCCCAGCUCAGGAUGGAAGCAUCUGCAAGGAGGUACUUUAUUGUGCUAAGAAAGCUGGUGUGACUCACAUUCUCAAAGCUGGAGGAGCUCAGGCCAUUUCUGCAAUGGCUUGGGGGACUGCGUCAUGCCCCAAGGUCGAGAAGAUAUUUGGUCCUGGAAAUCAGUAUGUCACAGCUGCUAAAAUGAUUCUCCAAAACAGUGAGGCUAUGGUUUCCAUUGACAUGCCUGCGGGGCCAUCAGAAGUUCUGGUUAUUGCUGACAAACAUGCCAAUCCUAUUCAUAUAGCUGCAGAUUUGCUUUCCCAGGCUGAGCAUGGCCCUGAUAGCCAGGUUGUUCUUGUGAUUGUUGGGGAUGGUGUGGAUCUAGUAGCUAUUGAGGAGGAAAUCAGCACGCAAUGCAAAAGCCUUCCAAGGGGCGAGUUUGCUUCAAAAGCGCUCAGCCACAGCUUUACUGUGUUUGCUCGUGAUAUGCUUGAGGCAUUGUCCUUUUCAAAUUUAUAUGCACCCGAGCAUCUGAUCAUUAAUGUAGAAGAUGCAGAGAAGUGGGAGAGUUUCGUCGAGAAUGCAGGUUCAGUAUUUUUGGGGCAGUGGACACCUGAGAGUGUGGGAGAUUAUGCAAGUGGGACAAAUCACGUUCUUCCAACUUACGGUUAUGCACGGAUGUACGGUGGGGUGUCUCUGGACUCCUUCCUGAAGUACAUAACGGUGCAGUCAUUGACAGAGGAAGGUCUUAAGGAGCUUGGCCCUUACGUUGCAACCAUGGCCGAAGUUGAAGGGCUGGAAGCACACAAGAGAGCUGUAACUCUUCGACUUCAGGAAAUUGAAGCAAGACAGGUUCCCAAUUUGAGAUGAUAUGAAUGGUCACCCAUGUCAUAUUCAUUUUCGGUGCUGACCCUUUUUGACUGACUCGCUCUCUACCAAAUGCUAGAGAAAAAUUGCCGCAUUUAUAGGUGGCUUGCUUGUAUUCUAAUUUUGUAACCAGAACACUAGUUUUAAAGGAACACAAAUUGAACUAGCGUUGAGGGAAUUUUAUAGCCAGGAAGGUCUAAUUUGGCACCUCUUUGUGCAUCUUCAUUUUUUAUGAAAUAUGUAAGCUUCAACUAAAUUCAUAUACUUUUUGGUUCUGCAGAGAACUCUACUUUCCUUGUCCUGUAUCAAUAUAUCAUAGUGUGAUUAAUUCUGUCAA
Messenger RNA from Cornus florida, 2001 nucleotides. RefSeq names its product histidinol dehydrogenase, chloroplastic-like. The transcript has 15 exons. Gene Ontology annotation, molecular function: NAD binding; metal ion binding; histidinol dehydrogenase activity. Lineage: Eukaryota; Viridiplantae; Streptophyta; Magnoliopsida; Cornales; Cornaceae. Gene Ontology annotation, cellular component: cytoplasm; chloroplast stroma. Gene Ontology annotation, biological process: L-histidine biosynthetic process. Bases 198 to 1667 code for a protein of 489 amino acids. The record is from RefSeq and is a predicted model, not a curated record.